Messenger RNA from Postia placenta MAD-698-R-SB12, 393 nucleotides. RefSeq lists its product as hypothetical. Bases 1 to 393 code for a protein of 130 amino acids. The record is from RefSeq and is a predicted model, not a curated record. The transcript is spliced from 2 exons. Lineage: Eukaryota; Fungi; Basidiomycota; Agaricomycetes; Polyporales; Adustoporiaceae.
AUGGCUCAACCACCCGGACAACAAUCCAGGUUUCGCCUGAACCCUAAGCCCACAUAUAGCGAGAGGAUGUCAGAGACGCGAAGCGAGAUACGACGCAUAAUGAAGGAGGCACUGCGCCAGAUUACGGGCGACGACGUCGCUACGAUGCAUUGGCCGACGUAUUGGAAGGACAUUGUCGUCAGGUAUCACGUCGUGAUAGAGGGAUGGCCGCAAGAUAUCCCUUUCCGAAACCUAAGCGACGUCUCCAACUUGCCCAAGCUAGAUCAACUCUUGCGUGGGUGGCAAACCAGAGAGAUCUACUUUCGUCGUAUCUCCGAUGAUGAAUUCAACACCCUGAAAGCGCAACGCGCCACGACGGAGGGAGAGGGGUCUGGAAGUCAGGGCGUGGAGUAG